Molecule: messenger RNA, 597 nt
Organism: Aspergillus aculeatus ATCC 16872
Lineage: Eukaryota; Fungi; Ascomycota; Eurotiomycetes; Eurotiales; Aspergillaceae
Exons: 1
Coding region: 1-597 (198 amino acids)
Source: RefSeq, a predicted model, not a curated record
AUGGCUCGCAGAUUCGAACAAGCCAUCCUGGCCGGCGAAGUGGCCGUCAUCGGACCCGGGGCCGUGGGCAGCAUUACCUUCGCCGCUCCAGGCCCAGACUCCAGAGAGAACAAGAAGGGCAAUAAGAGUGGCAAGAUCGAAUUCAGAGCCAUCGGAACUGCAAAGCUCCUGAGCAAUACCGCCGCGGUCGUGGUCAUGAUCGGCAGCGAGUGCGUGGUGCUCGCAAACAUUCCUGCACCCCUUGAGCCCAACGAGACAGUUGAAGCAGUGACCCGGAACUCGAUGAAUACAUUUCUAGAAGUGUGUUACCGCACGAUAAGCCCCGUGGCGCCCCGGAGUUAUGUGAUUGUCGAUGCCAUCGGCCCCAGGAACCGGGCCUGGAAGCUCCCUGAUCGAGUGAGCCUUAUCCGGAGAAUGCUGAGUGAUGCGCAACCGGGGGCUGUACCGUCAGAAGCUGGGUAUGUGUAUCACCGCGUCGCGCCUGAUGUGCCGUUUGGACACGUAUUUGUGGAUGCCAGGGUUCAUCCGCCGAAGCUUUAUGUGAAUGAUGUGGAAAAGAUUCGGGUCUCGGGUUUGUUGAUCGCAGAGGCUAAAUAA